CCUACAAAAUCGGUACCGGUUGUGAGUGUGUGCGUGCAUUUUUCGUUAUCAGCCGAUCGAAUCGAUUUGUACACUAUCUUUUGUUUAAGAUGAAAUCUCUAUUGCUCGUGCUUGUGAUAUUUACUGUGGUAGAGAUACAAUGCAAACCAAGUCCUUGUGCUGAACUAAAAGCCGAAUUAGAAAAACAAUGUCAAUCCACCAGGCACGAAAAUUAUAUCGAAUGCAUCAGGCGGCACCGAAAGAAGCGAUCACUGAGCUGCAGCGAUAGUGAAGACAACGAAGUUCCUGAAGAACGAUGCGACUGCGAUUGUGAUUCCUGCAGGUACAGUAAGUGUGGAGGUACCUGCAACAACUGUUGUAGCCGCUGCUGUGACGACUUCGUCCCUUGCCGCACCAAUCACUGUUGUCACAAAACCUGUCACGCUGAAUGCCGAACGUCUUCCUGUAGGAGUACUUGCAGAAAAUCUUGCUAUGAAAAUCUUAGCCAAGGAUCCUCCGUCAACGCCGGAAGCGCGUCUGGAAGCGUAUCCGUAAAUGCCAGCAAUAUCAACAAUAACUUACCGAACGUCACGACGAUAAUACAUGUGCAAAAUGUCAUCAAUCAAUCAAAUAUCAUCGAUGUGCCGAUUAAUUUAGGCUACACGAGCAAAAAUAAUAUUUCGAUCAUCGACGGGAGCGGAAACGGAACUUCAGAAAACUGUUGCAUCGUCAUAGGGCCCAGGCAGUGCUUCCCGACCAACACUUAUCCAUUUACCAAAUGCUACCACACUCGAGCCAAGCAGUGCGGAUGGUACUGCACAGCUUCGAUAGUGCAUGAAGAACAGCAAGAGAUUUGUCAACGGGACGUACUAGGUCAGCCCAUAAAUUGCCAACAAGAAAAGACCUACAUUCCGCAGCCUCAACCGCGUUGUACUUACACGUCAUCGUGGCCAUACGUGUGGUGUGGAAUUCAGAAACCAGCAUCAUGUGAAGGUUGCUACAAUCACUACUUCAAUAGCGACUCCAAGGAAUAUCAUAACUGUUCACCGCAAUGCUACGACGAAGGGUUUGGUGUGGGUCCAUAUUACAGACAAGGACCAUUUUAUCAACAGUCUUUCUCGCACGUCCCCCCUUGUUCUUAUUCCCCAAGUGGAUGCGGAGCUUACGGAGACUACGGAGGUGCUCCGGUGUUCGGAGGUUAUCCAGGAUAUUACGGAGCUGCUCCGAGUUACGGAGGUUUUGGUUUCCAGCCAGGAUAUGGUAGUGGAAUGGGCUUGACUUCGGGUUAUGGGUAUGCACCACAAAUAAGAAUGCCAGCGGGACCUUUUUCCGCAGGAUUCCCUUCUGGGCCACCAUUGCCAUGGAAUUUCGACAGUGUUAAAAAUCUGACGGCGUUUAAUAACAAAACCGGACUAUUCAAUCCAAUUAUAGAUACAAUGCCCGUCAAUGGUGGCGUUAGACCGUUUUACGAUCUUCCGGACAAAGAGGUGGAAAUUGACGUGGAUAUUGCUGGUCCAACAACAAGAGCUCCCGAUCAACCACCGCCAGCUUGAAUCGGCAAAGAAACUGUUACAAUUCACUGCCUACUGUCAGUUAUAGCUAAUUUUUACUUUUUUUUAACCCAAGUUGUCUCUAAAAUCCCAAUCCGCAAUUGCUCGAUUUCGCUUUAAAUUUUUUGAAUGAUUCUCAAGUUUUUUAUUUUUGUAUUUGCUAGUCCUUAAUAAAAAUUA
This is a messenger RNA of Cylas formicarius (sweet potato weevil), 1709 nucleotides long. RefSeq lists its product as uncharacterized. The transcript has 7 exons. Bases 90 to 1532 code for a protein of 480 amino acids. Lineage: Eukaryota; Metazoa; Arthropoda; Insecta; Coleoptera; Brentidae. The record is from RefSeq and is a predicted model, not a curated record.